Messenger RNA from Coniosporium apollinis CBS 100218, 1356 nucleotides. RefSeq names its product ornithine decarboxylase. Lineage: Eukaryota; Fungi; Ascomycota; Dothideomycetes. Gene Ontology annotation, cellular component: cytoplasm. The transcript has 2 exons. The coding region runs from base 1 to 1356 and encodes 451 amino acids. The record is from RefSeq and is a predicted model, not a curated record. Gene Ontology annotation, molecular function: ornithine decarboxylase activity.
AUGGCACCUUCUGCGAUCGCCACCAUCACCGAAUACACGAACAAGCUGUUUCUAGAGAAUCUCGAACAGUCGGAUUAUAGUCUGGCUGUCAAGAAUCCCGGCGACCAUGUCUACCAAGACUCAAAGCAGCUGAUUGGCGCUGCGCUGAAAAAGCGUGUUGAGAAUAUUGAUUCGGAGACCUGCGGUGUGGGAGAGGAGGAUGCGUUCUUCGUGGCCGAUAUGGGCGAGGUCUACCGCCAGCACCUGCGCUGGAAGAUGAAUCUCAAGCGAGUCAAGCCCCACUAUGCUGUCAAAUGCAACCCCGAUCCUCAAGUACUUCGCCUGCUCGCCGAGCUGGGCACCGGUUUCGACUGCGCCUCCAAAGCCGAGAUCGAGCAGGUGAUCAAGAUGGGAGUUGACCCGUCGCGGAUCAUCUACGCCCAGCCCUGCAAGACCAAAUCUUAUGUCCGCUAUGCCGCUCAGCAAGGCGUCAAGCAGAUGACGUUCGACAACGCGGAUGAGUUGUACAAGAUCAAGCAGCUCUUCCCGGGCGCCGAGCUCUUCCUACGCAUCCUGACCGACGACUCGGCAAGCCUGUGCCGCCUGAGUCUCAAAUUCGGCGCCUCCUUGGAUUCUACCCAGGAUCUUCUCGAGCUGGCCAAGAAGCUCGAGCUCAACGUCGUCGGGGUCGCCUUCCACGUCGGCAGCGGCGCCUCCGACCCCGCGGCCUUCCUCAAAGCCGUCCAAGACGCCCGCGUCGUGUUCGACCAAGCCGAAGCGCUCGGCUUCCAGCUGCACACGCUCGACGUGGGCGGCGGCUUCGUCAGCGAGACCUUCGACGCCAUGGCCGCCGUGUUGUCCGACGCUCUAGACGUCCAUUUCCCGCCGCACAUCCGCAUCAUCGGCGAGCCGGGACGGUACUACGUCGCCAACGCCUUCACCAUCGCCUGCAACGUCAUCGCCCGCCGCACCGUGCACGACCCGGAGCUCGGCACCACCAGCUACAUGCUCUACCUCAACGACGGCGUCUACGGCAACUUCAGCAGCAUCAUGUUCGAUCACCAGCACCCCGUGCCCCGCAUCUUGAAAGCUGGCGACCGCAUCCUCUUCGGCGAGCACGAGGAUAGCUAUGAGCUGGAGUCGGGAGGCAAGCUGCCGACCGAGUACUCCAUCUGGGGCCCGACGUGCGAUGGUAUUGAUUGCAUCUCGGCUAGCUGCACCCUGCCGGAGACGCUGGAUGUCGGCGAUUGGCUGUACUUUGAGGAGAUGGGCGCGUAUACUAAGUGCUCGGCUACGAGGUUCAAUGGCUUUACGGAUUGCCAUGAGACGGUUUAUGUCUCGUCUGAGGCGGGGGCUAGUGCGCUUUUGGGGUUGUGA